Molecule: messenger RNA, 3523 nt
Organism: Pelodiscus sinensis (Chinese soft-shelled turtle)
Lineage: Eukaryota; Metazoa; Chordata; Testudines; Trionychidae
Source: RefSeq, a predicted model, not a curated record
UGGAACCAUAUAACUUAUUUGUAAAAACAUGGUUAAAACUUAAGAAUAUGCAGAUUUUAGGCGUUAUCCCUGGCAUAUGAAAUGGUGCUGUAAUACUCUUAGAAAGCAGAACAAAAAGUUUUUGCUUACUGUCAACAAGAUUGUUUUAGAAGAGAAAGAGUUAUCGGACUCCUAUGCUUCACAACAUGCCUGUGGAUAUAUAAGAGCUGGGAGAGGUGUUGCUUUUGGGAGUUAGGUGGAGAAUGACACCACUCACAGUGCAUGUCCAUUUGCUGUAGGGAUUGAGUGAAUAUAAGAGGAACUUCAAAUGGGAAAAAUCAGAUCUGUCAGAGUUUUGUGACCCUUCACAAGAGCAAAAAUCCUCAAGGGCUGGACUUCGAUCUGAUCAACUAGGAAUCACAAGAGAGCCAAACUUCAUUUCCAAGAGAAGGGUGCCUUACUUCAACCCACAAAUUUCAAAGUCCUUUGAAUGGAGAGGAGACAGUGAUUUGGAAGGAUAUUUGGAUGACAUACCAGAAGCUGAAGGUUUUGGGCCUGCAGAGUUACACAAAGAUAACCACAAUAAUGACAGAAGUCUGGAAAAUAUUGAAACACCGGAAGCACCUAGGCUUCCUAAAAAAAUUAGGUCACACUCUGCAGAUUCUAGAAUUGAAUCGGCCAUCAUCCUUGAAGAAAACAAUAAGAAGUUGCCACCCCCGACGCCAGAAAACCAAAAAGCAGUAUUUGUACCUCCAAAAAAGCACUUAGAAAAAAUGGAUAAUGGGUUUCACAGAGUCCUGCAAAAGAAAUCAGGCAUGAAUAUUUCACCUUCAAAUAAUUUCCCCAGAAAUUCUGAAUAUCAAAGGCAGUUUGUAUGGAAAACCCCCCCAAAAAAUUCUCCAUUACUUGCAGCUGACCAGGUUAUUCACAAUACAAGUAAAUCCAUUCCCCAAUUUAAGUCUCUUGCAAUUACCCCUGAAACUGAAUAUGAGAAAAGUUUCAAAGUUUCUCCUCCAGCGAAGGAACCAAAAUUGAGGAGUGAUUUGGAAGAGAGAGAAUUUCCUGUAUGUGCACCAGUAAAUAUGUCACCUGAAAAAAAGAAUGAAAGGAAAGAAAUAUUCCUAAAGCCAGAGGGAGAUUCAGCAAAUCAAGGGAAAUCAGAAACAGAACAGAAACAACCCGAACAAAAAAAUAAACAACAUAUUGCUCAAAAGCCCCUCUCUUUACAUACAAGUCUUGGGAAGGUGAACACUGAAUAUAGAUCGAAAUUUUUGUCCCCAGCUCAAUAUUUAUAUAAAGAUGGAGCUUGGUCACGUAUCAGGAAAAACAUACCAAAUCAAGAUUCUCAAAACAUCCUAAAUUACAUGUGGUAUAUGGAGGUGAAGGAACUUAGAGAGAAAGCGGAGGCUUACCGGCAACGAGUACAGGGAACUCAUUUCUCUCGUGAUCAUCUGAAUCAGAUUCUCUCAGAUAACAACAGACUGUGGGAAGUAUCCUCAAAUUCCAGUUCAGAAGAAACCAUCAGCAACACCAUCAGAGCUCUAGAUCUUGCUGGAGUUUCUGAGAAACAGAUGUCGGUAAGCCAAAACCUACUUCAGCAACCUGAUUCAACAGAACAGCCCCAACAGAAAAACACAGAGAAGUUAGGCAUGUCAGAUGCCCCCACAGUACCAGUCAAAAGACGUCUAGCUUGGGGUGAACAAGACCGUGCUGAACAAGUGGAAAAUCAGACACUAGGAUUGGAGGAAGAUGAAGAAAAAGAAAAUAAACAGGAGUCAACAGAAGCUCAGAAAUUGGAAGAAAAUGCUGAGGAUCUUACUCUGGACAACAAAAUAAAAGGAGAAAAUGCCUUGCUACUGAAUCCUUCAGCAGAUUCUUCUUCAGUAUCAUCAGGAAAAGGUGGCAGGCUUCCUACUCCAAAGUUGAAAACACUUGGUGGAGCUCAAAGAACUCAUCAUGAUCUUACCACGCCAGCUGUUGGAGGUGCAGUUUUAGUGUCUCCCUCUAAAAUGAAGUCUUCAUCUCCACAGCAGAGAAAGAAGAAGUCUUUAGAAACACACUAUUCUACAUCUAAAGAAGCUUCAAGGGAAAGAAAACCCAGAAGGUUUGAAGGAGAAGCAGAAGCUGUAUCACUACGUGACUCUCCAGCUGCUGGAUUGAAAACUUUAGAUCCUUUGCCUCUGAGGAAGAAUUCUUGGCCUACUAUCAAUGCUUCUGAUGAAAGAGCUUCUCAGACUUCAGCACAUUCAACUAUAGCUCCUGUGCAGAAAUCAGUCAGAUGCUCUACUUCCCCCUGCUGGAAUCCAUCCCGUCGCAUUCAAGGGACUCUUAAGGAUCCAGAGUUCCAGCAUAAUGGGAACAUUUCAAGUCCAAAGAAGAGCCAUUUCCAGUUACCACUGCAGGAAAUAAACUAUACUGAUGAAGAUGACAGAUUGUCCCAGAUCUCUGCUCGCUCUGCGGCUUCUAGCUCACUAGCAUCUCAGAUUCUGGAACGAGCUCAGAAGAGGAAAGAAAAUUUCUGGGGCAAGUCGUAGUAGGUUCCACCAGGGAGUUACUGUUUUGUACAAAGAUGUAUUUUUACUGCACAGUUGUGUACUUGAUUUUUGGAAAAUUUUAUAUUUUUGGCCUUGUACGUAUUAGUAAGAUGGCCUGACAUUUGACACUUCAGUUGAAAUAGAUGGGAGUUCUGUGUACACUGCUUUUUAAAAUCUUUCAGUUAUGGCAUGUCUUGAAAUUGAAAGUAAUUAUUUUUCUAUAACUUGUAUUUAAUUUCUGAAGAUGUGUUAUUACAAGAAUAUAGUACAUCAAAAACAGUAUUUUGGGACGAUAUCAUCAUUCACCUACAACUAUACCUCAGACAUUUGAUUUUAAGCAUGUCUGUGUUAGCAGAUAGUUAUGUUAGGUGUUUGCUCAUAAUCCUGUAUGAAUUCUGAAUAUGUACUAACUAUUGUCAUGAUGUCAUUUAGUACUAUCUAACCUUACUACCAAACCCCCCACAUUUAAUAUUUCAACAAAUGUGAUGUGAAAUAUGCAACAAGUGUUGAGGUUUUGAUUUGGACUCCAAGAUCUUUCUAGUUAAAAAAUAAAUAUUUAAGAAAGCCAAACACUUGUUUUUCAUCUAGACUUUGAUAGCUUACUGUUUGGGACCACUUUUAGCUAUGCCUGGAGUAUCCAUAUGGAUGGCUGUAUUAUUGUCAAGACCAGUGUUUAAUGUUGAUUUUAGAUACUAGGGAAAAAUGCCCCUAAAUUGCUGGUAUUUCAAAUACAGGUGUUAAAUUACCCCCUAAUACUCCCCAAUUACCUCUUCAUACUCGUAGUUAUCUGUUUCUGAGUGAGUGAACAACUGUAAUGAUGGUCACAGGUAAAACUGAUUGUUAUUUAUUCUGAUGGCCUAUUUUUUUCUUGUUAUUUGACAAAAGCAAGUUAACACGAAGUAGGUGAAAAUAAUUGCUUAGACAUUUUUAAAUAAAAAUUAAGUUAACGUACUUGUACAAUGAAGAAUUUGAAUUUUGUAUACAUUUAAAAAUAAAAAAAAUCAAGUUUA